Molecule: messenger RNA, 1566 nt
Organism: Ascoidea rubescens DSM 1968
Lineage: Eukaryota; Fungi; Ascomycota; Saccharomycetes; Ascoideales; Ascoideaceae
Product: DUF500-domain-containing protein
Exons: 1
Coding region: 78-1349 (423 amino acids)
Biological process (GO): actin filament bundle assembly; actin cortical patch localization
Cellular component (GO): actin cortical patch
Molecular function (GO): phosphatidylinositol binding; actin filament binding
Source: RefSeq, a predicted model, not a curated record
UGUUUCGUGCUGCUGCUGCUGAUAACCAUCUUGUUCUUCAAUUCUGACUAUCUUCUCUUGCAAGUGUUACUGUGUCAAUGGGUCUCAAUAAUCCUGUUCCACGAAGCUUGAAAAGCGAAUCGUUGAAAGCUGCAAAGGUGCUAGCUUCUUUUAUCAAACCUAAUCAGGUCUUUGGAACUGACCAUGUUAUUCCUCCCGAUAUCCUAAGAAACGCCAAAGGGUUGGCCAUCAUUACUGUCCUCAAAGCAGGCUUCUUGUUCUCUGGAAGAGUUGGUUCCGGUGUCAUUGUCGCAAGAUUGCCCGAUGGCUCCUGGUCUGCUCCUUCUGCCAUCGUUACCGGCGGUGCUGGUGUUGGAGGCCAAAUUGGUGCUGAGAUAACAGACUUUGUCUUUAUUUUGAACACCAAAAAGGCUGUUGAGACGUUUGCUCAAUUUGGCUCCAUGACCUUGGGUGGGAACAUCUCUCUUGCUGCUGGUCCUAUAGGCAGAAAUGCCGAGGCUGCAGGAACUGCUUCUUUGAAAUCUGUUGCUGCCAUUUUCUCUUAUUCCAAGACAAAGGGUCUAUUUGCUGGAAUAUCUCUUGAGGGUUCUCUCAUUUUUGAAAGAAGAGAUGCAAACAGAAAAUUUUAUGGUCCAGGUUGCACUUCCAAAAUGAUCUUGAGUGGCAGAGUCCAGCCUCCUCCUGCUUGUGAACCUUUGAUGAGAAUCUUGGAUUCAAGAGCCUUUUCAACAGCCCUGAACUUCAAUUACAAUUCCAAUGGAGAUGACGAUUAUUACAAUGAUAUCCCAAGCUACUCCAAUGAUUCCAACGAGUCUUCUCCUCGAAACAGUUUUAGAAACUCCGCAAGGAACAUAUCCACCAGAUUUUCAAGAAAUAGCAAUCAUUCAUCUCAUCGUCGCGACUAUGAUAAUUACGUUCGAAACAAUGAUAAUUCUUCUGACGACGAUUUUGACAGAUAUUCUGAUGAUAAUCACCGUAAUACCCAUACAGGUCAUAACAAUAAUUCUAUCAACAAUUCAUCAAAAAGACAGACUUCGACUUCUUCUUGGGAAGAUGACGUUUACGAUAGAAAUCGCUCCAGAUCAUCGAAUACUGAGAACAAUUCUACAAAGAAUAAUGAAUCCUUCUAUAGGCAACCGCCACCUCCUCCUAAGCAGUCCAAUUCUAAACCUGGAUAUACUGCUACAGCUUUGUACACCUUCAAGGGUGAGCAGGAUGGUGACUUGCGUUUUAAAAAGGGCGAUGUGAUACACAUUACCAAAAAGACUGAAACAACCGAUGAUUGGUGGGCUGGAGAGUGCAAUGGUCAAGAGGGUAUAUUUCCUGCUAAUUAUGUCAAUGUGGAGUGAUGAUACCUACCUCAAUCAUUCUAAUAAUUAUUUUAUAACAUUUUUAUACUAUUUUUUUGUUUAAGUUCUGGUUUUUUUAUUCAUGCUCUUUGGAAACUUUAUGUUGUAUCAAUUUAUUUUUUUAUUUUCCUUUCUAAUGUACAUUUGUAUCUUACAAUUUUUUUUAAGCAAUAAAGAAUAGUUAAAUUUUAUUAAAUGGCAAAAAAAAAAAAAAAAG